Molecule: messenger RNA, 4559 nt
Organism: Oncorhynchus gorbuscha (pink salmon)
Lineage: Eukaryota; Metazoa; Chordata; Actinopteri; Salmoniformes; Salmonidae
Product: CYFIP-related Rac1 interactor A-like
Exons: 12
Coding region: 390-1361 (323 amino acids)
Biological process (GO): regulation of actin filament polymerization
Molecular function (GO): small GTPase binding
Source: RefSeq, a predicted model, not a curated record
GAGAGAGAGAGAGAGAGAGAGAGAGAGAGAGAGAGAGAGAGAGAGAGAGAGAGAGAGGGAGAGAGAGAGAGAAUAGGCUGUGUGUAUCGUGAAGAGGCUGUGUAUUUAGGAGAAUCCAUAGUCCUCACAAGGAUAAGAGAAGAAAGACAAAGACCGCAAGCUUUCAUUUUUCUCCUCAUUAUUCCGCAUCCUACCGGAGGCUUUUGUGUCUUAUUGUUUUUGGUCCUUCUCUCUUUCCAUCCUUCCUUCCUUCACCGCGGAAGGAGGAACAGCACAGCAGCACAGCCGGUGGUGGAAGUUGACACUGUAGUGUGGGUGUUGAGCUGAGAGGCCCUGGUUGAUGCUGUGAAAAAGCUCUGUAAGGACAAACACAAGCAAAGGUUGCAGCCAUGGGGAACCUCAUUAAGGUCCUUGGCAAGGAUUUAGAAAACUGUCCACAUUUUUUCCUGGACUUCGAAAAUGCCCAGCCUACAGAGGCAGAGACGGCGGUAUGGAACCAGGUCAGUGCUGUCCUGGAGGAGGCCCAUGGCAUCCUGGCUGAACUACAGUCAUACAACGGGGCCGGACAGGAGAUACGAGAGGCCAUCCAGAACCCAGGUGAUCUGCAGCUACAGGAGAAGGCCUGGAACGCAGUCUGCCCCCUGGUGGCCAAGCUCAAACGCUUCUACGAGUUCUCCCUCCGACUGGAGAAUGCCCUGCGUAGCCUGUUGGAGGCGCUGACGAGCCCUCCCUACGCUCCCAUGCAGCACCUGGAGAGAGAACAGGCCCUGGCCAAACAGUUCGCUGAGAUACUCCACUUCACCCUCAGCUUCGACGAACUAAAGAUGACAAACCCAGCCAUUCAGAAUGACUUCAGCUACUACAGGAGAACCAUCAGUAGAAACAGGCUGAACAACCAGCAGUUGGAGGCGGAGAACGAGGUGAACAACGAGAUGGCCAAUCGGAUGUCUCUGUUCUACGCCGAGGCCACACCCAUGCUGAAGACCCUGAGUAAUGCCACCACCAAGUUUGUGUCAGAGAAUAAGACCUUACCCAUUGAAGACACCACAGACUGCCUGAGCACCAUGGCUUGUGUGUGUCGCGUCAUGCUGGAGACCCCUGAGUACCGUUGUAGGUUCACCAACACAGACACCGUGUUGUUCUGUAUGAGGGUGAUGGUGGGAGUAAUCAUCCUGUACGACCAUGUCCACCCUGUAGGAGCCUUCGCCAAGACAUCCAAAAUAGAUAUGAAGGGCUGCAUCAAGGUGCUGAAAGAACAGCCUUCCAACAGCGUGGAGGGACUAUUGAACGCACUGAGGUAUACAACCCGACAUCUUAACGACGACAGCACCUCUAAACAAAUCAGGGCUCUUCUUCAAUGAAAGAUGGGAGAGGCGAGUGUGAAGGAAGGAGAGAGAGAGAGAGAGAGAGUGCACACAGAGGGAGGAGAAGUAAAAAUGAAGGAGAACAAACUGUGUUGGCUGAAUCCUGUUUGUUUACAUGAAUGAAAAGCUAAAUGAUCAGGUCUGAUAAAAACUAACUGAUGAGAAGAAGUUUAUGUAUUGUUCAUCGUUCUGUCUCUCAUUUUGUAAAAAAUUAAAGAAAAUGAUGGAAAAUAAUCUAUAGAGAUAUAUAUUAAAGAAAGAAAAAAAAAAAACUAAACAAGUGAUACCAGAUUUCUAAUAAGACUAAAGAGGAGGAACAACAAGGAAAAGGCUAUGUUAGAAAAAUAUACGGUCAGAAAAUAAAAACUGAAGCAAAAAAAUGAAAAUAAACAAAAAGUUUCAUAUUCCGUACAACAACGUUAGUCUGAAGAAUAUUUUUGCAUUCACGUAGAAUAUAAACAGCGCAGUCUGUCAGUCUCCACCUAGUCGCUGGAAAGAUUUAAACCAGGCUCCAUUAAACACUGUAAAGAAUAGACUGGGAUUGACAAAAGGGCCUGAUUCCAAACCAAUGGCUUAUCCUCCUCCAAAAAUCCUCGUUGACUCCCCUUGAUCUAAAAUGACUUUGAGUUGGGAGCAUUGUGGGGGAAACACUUCAUAACAUACCAGAAGGCUAAUGGGAGCUUUAACCAUUUGUCAGAUUAUCAACAAGGUCCUAGGGUUCGGGAAGAGGUAUUGGUUUGGGACCAGGCCCCUGUGUAGAUUAUAAUCAGUCACUGCAUUGAGGGUCCAUCCCAAUAGUUUAAAGGGGCUUCCUCUUCUCCUCGUCUCCUCUCCUUGUCUCCUCUCCUCCAUUUACACUGAACUGACAACACAGGCGUUAUUAAGUAAGUAUUGCAGAUGAAAAAAAGGGGACGAGGAGACAAGGAGGGGAAGCUAUUUUAUUCACAUACACCCAGACACUGCUCAUCACACACCCACUCCGACCCUCCCCCCUCCCACCACCCACCACCCACUUGAAUCGUAACCACGGGAACUGUGGGAGUUUUUUGGCACUUGUACGUUAUGUUAUGCCGUAAAUGGAGUUUGUGAAGAAUGUUGGUGAUUCAGCCCUCUCUUUAUGGUGCUAAAACGUUUAACUAUCGACAUAAAACCUCACACAACGUUUCAUACAUCUAGUGCCAAAGCUACCGCAUCAUCAGCAGGUGAGGAGGGGGUUAAAGGAGAUACCGACGGCUCGCCUUGUACCACCUUUAGGGGGUUAAAGGAGAUACCGACGGCUAGCCUUGUACCACCUUUAGGGGGUUAAAGGAGAUACCGACGGCUAGCCUUGUACCACCUUUAGGGGGUUAAAGGAGAUACCGACGGCUAGCCUUGUACCACUGCUAGAUAUCUAUCUUUAGGCGGUUAAAGGAGACACCGGCAGCUAGCCUUGUACCACUGCUAGAUAUCUAUCUUUAUGGGGUUAAAGGAGAUACCGAUGGCUAGCCUUGUACCACCUUUAAGGGGUUAAAGGAGAUACCGAUGGCUAGCCUUGUACCACAUUUAAGGGGUUAAAGGAGAUACCGAUGGUUAGCCUUGUACCACCUUUAAGGGGUUAAAGGAGAUACCGACGGCUAACCUUGUACCACCUUUAAGGGGUUAAAGGAGAUACCGACGGCUAGCCUUGUACCACCUUUAAGGGGUUAAAGGAGAUACCGACGGUUAGCCUUGUACCACCUUUAAGGGGUUAAAGGAGAUACCGACGGCUAGCCUUGUACCACCUUUAAGGGGUUAAAGGAGAUACAGACGGCUAGCCUUGUACCACUGCUAGAUAUCUAUCUUUAUGGGGUUAAAGGAGAUACCGACGGCUAGCCUUGUACCACCUUUAAGGGGUUAAAGGAGAUACAGACGGCUAGCCUUGUACCACCUUUAGGGGGUUAAUGGAGAUACCGACGGCUAGCCUUGUACCACCUUUAAGGGGUUAAAGGAGAUACCGACGGCUAGCCUUGUACCACCUUUAAGGGGUUAAAGGAGAUACAGACGGCUAGUCUUGUACCACUGCUAGAUAUCUAUCUUCAGGGGGUUAAAGGAGAUAGUGACUGACUCCUAGAUAUCUAUCUUUAGGGGGUUAAAGGAGACACCGACGGCUAGCCUUGUACCACUGCUAGAUAUCUAUCUUCAGGGGGUUAAAGGAGAUAGUGACUGACUCCUAGAUAUCUAUCUUUAGGGGGUUAAAGGAGACACCGACGGCUAGCCUUGUACCACUGCUAGAUAUCUAUCUUUAGGGGGUUAAAGGAGAUACAGAUGGCUAGCCUUGUACCACUGCUAGAUAUCUAUCUUUAGGGGGUCCAAAAGGCUCCAGGACAUCACAGUCUACUGCUCCAAUCCCUACAUAGCCAACCAGCCAUCAGUAAACCAUAUUCUGUACCUUGUGAAAUCUUGAUGUGCCAUCUUGGAUUUUUUUUGGUGGAAUACUCUCUUGAAGAAUAAAGAGAAGGGCAGAGACUUUCAGGGAGGGACAAAGACCUUAUCAUUAACAAGAGGAUAUAUAAACACACACACAUAUGCACACAGGCAUAGUCAUUAGAUUACUCAUAGAGUCGCAGUGUAAAUAAGUGAGCGAGCUGAGUAUUUUCUCAUCAGGCAACUACAAGGCCAGCUCUGGUCCUCCAGGAUAGAAUGCACAACAACAAUAACAAAUGUGCUUCUGUUCCACUAGACAUUUCUUCUUUUAGUAUGAGGCAAAAAAAAAUGUUGUUGAUAAAGUGGGUAUUGAAAAUAAAGAAGUUGAAAAAGGAGAUUUUAAAAAAUGCAGAGCUGUACUUUCCAUGUCUAUAGACCUUAGUCUGACUUCAGUUGAUCUCAUAAUAUAUUUUCUAUACAGGGGUAUGUGGUACGAACAUAUUCCGUAUAAAUAUAUAGAUGGCAUGUUGUAAAGUUCUAACAUAAAAUGUGUACAUAAAAGGUGUUUUUAUUCAUUUUUAAUUGUUCAGUGAAGCUGAAAUUGGGUGUGUUGUCUCUCUCAGAAAUACCAUGGCUUGGCUUGGACCAUUGGACUUGCUGUAGUGAGUCAUAGGUUUAAAAAAAAAAAAAAAAAAAAAACUCAUCUUGGCGAAUGAAACGGCGGGAGGGGCGGGACUAGGGGUGAGCUGUCCAUUUGCUUGUUAUUUUGUACAUUUUGUGCAACAAUAAAACUUGUCCAUUUAUUACAUUCAA